This is a messenger RNA of Zootoca vivipara (common lizard), 2722 nucleotides long. RefSeq lists its product as uncharacterized. Lineage: Eukaryota; Metazoa; Chordata; Lepidosauria; Squamata; Lacertidae. Gene Ontology annotation, cellular component: transcription regulator complex; PcG protein complex; chromatin. Gene Ontology annotation, biological process: regulation of transcription by RNA polymerase II. The record is from RefSeq and is a predicted model, not a curated record. Gene Ontology annotation, molecular function: DNA-binding transcription factor activity, RNA polymerase II-specific; RNA polymerase II cis-regulatory region sequence-specific DNA binding.
CCUAGACAGGCACCGAGGAAGAGGAGGAGGAGGAGGAAGCGGAGACGGGAAGGUCACUUCCUCCCCCUUUUUGGGAAAGUUGGGAGGGGUCUGGCUCACCAGGGAAGCCUUGGCUGCAGAGAGUGCCAGUUGCUGUGACGGAAGCAGAAGCCUUUUGUGGUCGGGAUCUCUGAGCGAUCCAGCAGACUCUCAUCUGUGAGACCAGAGCAACAAGAGAGGCAUCAAUUGAAUUGCCAGGAAACCCGUUGACCUUGUGAGACAGAGAAGGAGCAAGAAUGAAAGUGAAGUUGGAGCAAGGAAGUCCUUUGGAGUCAUACGGGGCUCCGCUUGAGCACGAAGAGAAGUUUAGCAUGCAAAGCCAAGCAGGCGACGAAUCUGGGAAAGGGGCAGGAGGAGCCCCUCACGCCUUGGAGGCCAGGGGCAGCGGGGAAUUAUGGGUAGGAAGUGUGCAGGAGUUCCUGGGCGGAGACACAGUCUGCUCAAAGGGACCAUACCAGCGUUUCAAACAUUUCCGCUACCAGGAGGCCGAGGGGCCCCGCGAGGUCUGCAGCCAACUCCACGACCUUUGCCGCCAGUGGCUGAAGCCGGAAAGGCACACCAAGGCCCAGAUCCUGGACCUGGUGAUCCUGGAGCAGUUCCUGGCUGUCCUCCCUCCGGAGAUGGAGAGCUGGGUCAGGGAGUGCGGAGCCGAGACCAGUUCCCAGGCGGUGGCCCUGGCCGAAGGCUUCCUCCUGAGCCAGGCGGAGGGGAAGAAACAGGAGGAGGAACAGAUUCCUGUGACCUUUGAGGAGGUUCCUGUGCCUUUCACCAAGGAAGAGGAGGAGGAAUGGGCUCUGCUGGACCCAGGCCAAAACGCCCUGCCCAGGGAAGUCUUGGUGGAGGACUUUGGGAAUCUAGCCUCGCUAGGUGAUGGAUGGCCCAGUAAGAACAACAGCAGACCCUGUAAGAGAAGCAAGCUUCAAGAAAUGGAAGAGAACUUCAGAAAUCCCGAGGAACCGACAGAACAGGAGGGAAACCAGAUGGAGAAGUGGCUGGAUGAACCAGUCGCUUCCCAGGGCGAAAACGUCCGCGAAAUCGUGGUUCAGCCGGAAAAAUCAAGAGGAACAAGAAGGAAUGCCUGCCCGGCGCUUGUGAAAAACGCCAGUCACAAAUCAGACGUUAACGGCCACUGGAAAGUUCACGUGGAAGAGAAGCCGUACAAAUGCAUGGAGUGUGGGAAGAACUUCAGCCAGAGCACUCUCCUUAGGUUGCAUCAGAGAAUCCACACGGGGGACAAGCCCUACAGCUGCUCCGAGUGCGGCAAGAGGUUUUACGACAGGUCUCAUCUCAACAGCCACAAAAGGACCCACACAGGGGAGAAGCCGUAUAAAUGCCUGGAGUGCGGGAAGAACUUCAGCCACAAGGUCAACCUUACCUCCCACCAGAGGAUCCACACGGGAGAGAAACCUUACAACUGCUCGGACUGCGGGAAGAGCUUUUGCGACAAGCAGAACCUUAUCAGACACCAAAGAAUCCACACGGGAGAGAAGCCGUAUAAGUGCCAGGAGUGUGGGCAGAACUUCAGGCAGAGGGCGACCCUCACUUCGCACCAGAGAGUCCACACCGGGGAGAGACCCUACCAGUGCUUGAAUUGCGGAAAGUGCUUUUUCAGAAAAGCGGAGCUGAACAGACACCAGAGGAUUCACAGCGUAGAAGAGAGGCCUGUCAUUUCUUGGAGCGUCGAAAUGGCUUCCGACGGGGUGUCGAUUUUAUGUCCCAUCAGAGAACUGGCACAGGAAAACCAGCCUAUAACUCCCGUGAUUAAACAAGAACAGUAUUGCUAAAAUAAGAGUCCCUGCUAGUCUUCAAAAUAAUUUGCAUGAGAGAGACACACACACACUAACACACUUCCCCCCUCCCCCAAUAAAUGUUUGGGGGUGUGGAAAGAGCUUCAGCUAGAGCAGAACAUAUAACGUAAAGUAUGCAUACUGAGAUCUCUGUGAGGAAACAAAACUUUUUAUGCAGAUCGCGAGCAAAGAGUUGGCGUCCGAUUCCUCGGCUUCCGAUGUGUAAAUCUCUCAUGUGCCUUACUGAGUCCUGUCAUCACUUGCGAAAGCUGACUAGUCACCCUGCUUCCUCUGUGCCUAUUUUCCUAUUAAAAUAUACGCAUUUGACGCAAAAAAAAAAACUUCUGUCCAUUGAACUGUAGUUCCUUCUGUGCUCUGCCUCUCCAAGCAAUGCGUAUUAAGACACAUUUCGCUAACUGAGAGUUGUCGUGCUUUUUGUAACUGGAAUGGUGGACUUAAAUGAUCCUAGAGUUAUCCCAGUUUAGAUACAUUGAGGUUCCAGUUCCCAGAUCCUGGUGUUGCUGGCUAAGAGUGAGUAUAGGCGAAGAAGGGGCUCACGGCAGUGUGAAUGCUGUCCUGGAAGCCCCCAGUUUUAACGCCUGCUUCCUGCUGCAUAGCAGCAAAGCCAAUACUGGAAUAUGCUACAGACAUUGACUAGCAAAGGGAUGGACUUUCUGCCUGCAACCUACAACAGAGUGAGGCUCACUAAGUACAUUGGUCAGGGGUGGGGAACCACAAGCCUGGGGGCCAAAUGCGAUCCACUGGGUGUCUCUUAUCUGGCCCCUAGGGCUCUCUUAAGUUCACACCCCUUGCUGGCUCUGCUUUGCACCCCCAAGUCAGUGGAACCCUAAUUAUGCGUUGGAUUUGGGCCAGAAAAAAAGGAGAGGUAAUAAUAA